UGUCUUACGAUCUUCACAUAUAUAUCAAACACACUUAUAACACAUUAAGUAAAGUGAGUCAUAUAUAUCAAGUUUAUAUAUUCCUAUCACUACUUAAGCCAUGGAGAAGAAAGCAGUAGCUGCCUUGUCCUUCCUCUUUCUCGUUCUCUUUGUUGCACAAGAAAUUGCGGUGACUGAUGCAAAAACUUGUGAGAAUUUGUCUGACACAUUCAAGGGACCAUGCAUCCCAGAUGGUAACUGUAACAAGCAUUGUAAGCAGAAAGAGCACUUACUUAGUGGGAGGUGCAGGGAUGAUUUUCGCUGUUGGUGCACUAAAAACUGUUAAAUCUCUCUUCUCCAACACACAACGACAUUAUAUGUAUAAAUAAAUAAAUAAAUAAAUAAUAUGCAGUAUACCCAGCUUCACUGCAUCUCUAUGUUGUACUGCGUCGUUGUGAAUUACGUGUACUCAACAUCGUGCAUAACGUGUUAGUUAUGCACUUUGUUAUACGAAAUAAAAACACUAGUAAUCAUAAGUUCGUUUUGA
Messenger RNA from Vicia villosa (hairy vetch), 526 nucleotides. RefSeq names its product defensin Lc-def-like. Gene Ontology annotation, biological process: defense response. The record is from RefSeq and is a predicted model, not a curated record. The transcript is spliced from 2 exons. The coding region runs from base 101 to 325 and encodes 74 amino acids. Lineage: Eukaryota; Viridiplantae; Streptophyta; Magnoliopsida; Fabales; Fabaceae.